Molecule: messenger RNA, 1655 nt
Organism: Cinclus cinclus
Lineage: Eukaryota; Metazoa; Chordata; Aves; Passeriformes; Cinclidae
Gene: MRPL53
Product: mitochondrial ribosomal protein L53
Exons: 3
Coding region: 9-335 (108 amino acids)
Cellular component (GO): mitochondrial large ribosomal subunit
Source: RefSeq, a predicted model, not a curated record
GGGAGAAGAUGGCGUCCAAGGUGAGCCUGGUGCUGCGGCCGGUGAAGAGUAUCGUGGUCCGGUUCUGCCCCUUCGAGCCUAACGUGGAGAGCACCAGAAAAUUUCUCCAAUGUCUUUACCAUAAGAAAGUCCAAGCUACUAAUACAAACUGUGAAGUGACUGCUGAUGUGAGACAUGAUGGAUCUGAACCAGUUGUAGAUGUUAUGUUUGCUGAUGGAGAUCGACUGAUCAUGAAGGGAGCCCACCUGACGACAGGGGAAAUGUUAUCAGCAUUGGAGUCCAGAUGUAAUGCAAAAGACCUUAAGGAAGAACAGAAAAACAAGAAGAAUCCCUGAAGAAUGGAAAAACAACUGUGUUUGCAUCUACAUGUGUUAGAACAGCAGGCGGCACAGAAGGCUAUUUCCUAUGCAACAAAAUCUGAGAGAUGGCCAAAAGAGUAGAUGUUCCCUGCCUUCCCUUGAAGGAGAACAUGUUAGAUCAACAGUUCUUCUAACAUUAGUGGGUCAGAGUGGCAUAAGAUGCACACGUGCAUCUUUCUAAGCAGCUGCAUGUUGGACUAAAUCACAUGUAUUUGCAUAUCAAUAUGCAUAAUGCACAUUAGCAAUUAAAUUAAUACUGCAUUGAAGCCAGUUCUCUUUGGAUAUUAUUUCCUGCAAAAUUUCUAUAAGUCAAAAUAUUUUUAGAGUGGUUAUUACUAUUAUUUGAAAGCUAUAGAUGUUAUUACAAAUUUGAAGAAAACUUUAAAAAGUAUUCAUCAUUGACUUAGCUGAGGGACAGCAGGCUGUGAAUGUGGAGUGGUUUUUGUACUACUGUGUUUAUAAUACAUCUGUUGCUAAGUCCCUACCACUUUCUUCCUCUUUUUUUGAAGGAAGUAGGAAAUUUGCUAAACGUAAAUUUAGCUCAGCUAUUAAAGUAACUAGGUUAUGGGACUUUCAACACACAGUAAAGUUACUCAUCCUGCAUAACAAUAACUAAGUUUAGCUCAAGUUAGUUUUUUUGAUAAUUAGAGAAAAGGGCUAUCUUUGAAGUUCAGUUUUGUAGUGGUUUUUGUCACUCACUUUUGGGUUAUUUCAUUAACUAUUUUAUAAACAUCAGAGGGAAUGCUUUGGUGUUUAUAGUCCCAUGUACAACCCUAUUAUUUAUUAAAGUAACUGCUUAGAUGUCUCAUCUGUAUUGCAAAGCUCUGUGGGUUUGGAAGGGUCGAUCUCCUCGGGCUGUGCAGGUGAAGGUGUCAGCUGCACAUGUGUUUCAUGUGCAUCAGUUUUGUUCAUAACAAAAAUGUAGUUCCAGUUUUGAGAAUUGCAGGUGUGGUACUCUUGAGAGGCUUUACUUCUACCUUUUUAUAAGCAGAUGCCUGAUUUCUCUAAAACUAGUACGUGUAUUUCCGAAGUUGGCAGCAGAUUUAGGACACAAAUCUGAAAGUAGUUUUACCUUACUUUUGCCAAGCUUAUUAAAUGGACACUGUCCAUUCUGAAAGCAAUAUGGUUUUAUAUAGCAUUGUCAAGGUAAUUCUUUGCAAGUUCUUCAUUAGAAUUUUGAAGUCAAGGUGAUGUCUUAUGUUGGAGAAGGAGAGCUGUGCUAAAGACAUUGUGUGUUUCCCAUGUGUUUGCAAUAAAUAGAAAAGCGUGAGAUAAGAUGAUUCAAUAAAAUUUGGA